This is a messenger RNA of Schizosaccharomyces osmophilus, 1563 nucleotides long. It is a transcript of the gene msa1, whose product is annotated as RNA-binding protein Msa1. Bases 1 to 1563 code for a protein of 520 amino acids. Gene Ontology annotation, molecular function: RNA binding. Lineage: Eukaryota; Fungi; Ascomycota; Schizosaccharomycetes; Schizosaccharomycetales; Schizosaccharomycetaceae. The transcript has a single exon. The record is from RefSeq and is a predicted model, not a curated record.
AUGGAUUCUUCUUCUUCUUCUCCUUCUCCUUCUCCUUCUCCUUCUCUCUCUCCCAAAGCAAACUCAAACUCGCCUGCCGUAUCCCCACACAGUACGGAAUCCACCACCGCCCAUACCAACCUUCCAAACCAACGUGGGAAACCUAUCGCUUGCUUGUUUGUCGGCAGCUUGAAUUCUUCCCUCUCCGAGUCUCAACUCACCGUCUCUGUCAAAAAUUACUUUCAAAAAUGGGGUCCCUUGCUUCAUGUCAAGGUCCUCAAAGAUUGGCUUCAACGUUCCUACUCCUUUGUUCAAUUCGCCAGCGUCGACGACGCUUCCACUGCCUUAAAAGAAGCUCAAAAUGCUUUGCUCGAUGAUCGCCGAAUCCGUAUCGAACGCGCCAAAGUCAACCGUACCAUCUACUUGGCCCACCCCUCCCAUCUAUCCAAUUUUUCUUUCUCGGAUAUUCACCAGCUCCUCGAACCCUAUGGCCUCAUCGAAGAGCUCGUCAAAACAAAAGAUUCCUCUGGUUACUUGGUUCGGUUUGUCUAUCGAGACGAUGCCAUCUCGGCCUUUGUAAGCCUACGCAACUCUCCCUACAAAGUCGUUUGGGCCGAAAACGUCUCUACCAAAUCUGUCUUUCGAAAAAAAAUCCCCAAUUCCUCCUUCCAUAAUCCUCCCCACGGCCGCCCUUCUAAAUCUUCUUCUUCCCGUUCUAGCUCAUUCGUUGCACAAAGUUCCCAAAGGAAUCCUCUCACUCUCAAAUCUUUCCACAACCACUCCGCUCCUCUCUCCUCCAAUCUCCCUUCUUUGGCUCCUUCUACCCCCAUCUCGCCUUCUCUCGCUACUCCUACCUCUGCCACUAAAUACGACGAUUCUAGCGACAUGUCUACCCCAAAUAAAUCCAUCAGCUCUUCCUACACCAGCCCUUACUCUCAUUCCAAGUUUACAAACAAAUCUCCAACUAUUUCCAACCCCUCUCUUCCUUCCCCCAAGUUUCCUCCUUCCUAUCUUCCCUCCACCCAUCCAUACUGCCAACCCCUCAUGCCUUUUGUCGACCCAUUCUCCAUUUUCGUCGAUCAUUUGGACUCUAAAAGCUGUACUCAAAACUCUCUCGCCGAACUUUUCUCGGAGUAUGGUAACGUUUUGGAUUGCAAAUUCAUCCGUCAGUCCAAUAAACCUGCCUUUGCUUUUUUGCAAUUCGAUUCCCAACAAGCUGCUUUCAACGCCGUUUACCAUAAACCUCAACCCUUCUUCCAAAAGAAACCUCUGCGUGUCAAGUUUCGAGUUCUUCCCCGUUCUGCUUACCCUGUUUCUUCUUAUCAGUAUCCAAUGGUUCCUCCUUCGUUUCUCCCUUCUUCAAAUGCCAUCUUUCCUACUGUAAACUCGGCGAAUCAUUCCUCUAUGCCUUAUCCUUGUCACCCAUCCAUGGCAUCUCUAAGUCCUCCUACCACUUUCGGUUUCCAGCCGGACAUAAUGCAACCUAUAUACCCAUUUUAUCCUUAUCCCGACUUCUGUUAUACUCCUGGAAACCUAUAUUAUUAUGGAGCUUCUCCUCCUUCUCACACCGUUGGCUCUGAUUAA